This is a messenger RNA of Brugia malayi, 180 nucleotides long. RefSeq lists its product as uncharacterized. The record is from RefSeq and is a predicted model, not a curated record. The coding region runs from base 1 to 180 and encodes 59 amino acids. Lineage: Eukaryota; Metazoa; Nematoda; Chromadorea; Rhabditida; Onchocercidae. The transcript has a single exon.
AUGAAAAUUGCUUGCGGGAUUCGGGAAAAACUAGCAACAGUAACAGGAAACAGCAUAACCGGACGGAAGAACCACAAAAACCGAAAACAGCCACGGAUACGGCGAGCCAUAGUUCGCGAUGAAGAAGAAGAACGAACCUUGGCUGACACUCAGGACGGAAAAUUGGUUGAUACUCAGUGA